Messenger RNA from Colletotrichum abscissum, 1185 nucleotides. RefSeq names its product voltage-dependent potassium channel beta subunit. The record is from RefSeq and is a predicted model, not a curated record. Bases 1 to 1185 code for a protein of 394 amino acids. NCBI's taxonomy places the organism in Eukaryota, Fungi, Ascomycota, Sordariomycetes, Glomerellales, Glomerellaceae. The transcript has 5 exons.
AUGGCGUGGGAAGAGCCUAGAAAGACGGGCAUGCAGUACCGCCGCCUGGGUAACUCGGGACUUCACGUCUCGGUGCUGGGUUUGGGCGGUUGGUUGACGCACGUUUCUCCUACCUAUUUCCCCACACGAAAUUGCAAAGUGCUCUGUAGGACCAUCGUGCUGACUUUGGUGAAUACAACAGGUUCGGCGGCCACGUUGAGAAUGGUAUGUACGGGACGGGGACUCGAGCGAAUCUUCUGCGAGACUCAACAGACGUUUGCGUGUAUGAAGCAGGCUUACGACCUUGGCGUCAACUUUUUCGAUACAGCUGAGAGCUAUGCGGGCGGAAACUCGGAGAUCAUCAUGGGCCAGGCCAUCAAGAAGUUCAACUGGAACCGUAACGACAUUGUCGUCACAACAAAGCUCAACUGGGGCGGCGCCAACGGCCAAGUCCUCGUCAACAACCACGGCCUCUCGCGCAAGCACAUCAUCGAAGGCCUCCGCGCCUCCCUCAAGCGCCUCGACCUCGAGUACGUCGACAUCGUCUACGCCCACCGACCGGACCGCCUGACGCCCAUGGAGGAGACGGUCCGCGCCUUCAACCACGUCAUCGACAAGGGCUACGCCAUGUACUGGGGCACGUCGGAGUGGAGCGCCGACGAGAUCGCCGAGGCCUGCGGCGUCGCGAAGGACCUCAGGAUGAUCGCGCCCGUCGUCGAGCAGCCGCAGUACAACAUCCUCGAGCGCCGCAAGGUCGAGUACGAGUUCCAGCGGCUGUACCAGCGCUUCGGCCUCGGCCUGACCGUCUUCAGCCCCAUCAAGAUGGGCCUGCUGAGCGGCAAGUACAACGACGACCCGGACGCACCGCCGGCCGGGAGCCGGUUUGCGGAGGGCAAGGGGGAUAAGUUUGUCAACUGGGCCAACAAGGAGUGGUACGGUAACGACGAGUGGAAGGCACUGAUUCAGAACGUCGUAAAGCUCAAGGGUAUUGCGGAGAAGCUCGGUGCAACGCAGUCACAGCUGGCCCUGGCGUGGUGCCUCAAGAACCCCAACGUUACCUCUGUGAUCACCGGAGCCUCACGGCCGGAGCAAAUCGUGGAGAAUGUGGGCGCAUUGAAGGUUCUGGAGAAGCUGACGCCCGAGAUCAUGGCCGAGGUCGAUGCCAUUGUGGGAGAGGUUAAGUUGGACCCGGCAAGACAAGAUUAG